Molecule: messenger RNA, 2582 nt
Organism: Mobula hypostoma (lesser devil ray)
Lineage: Eukaryota; Metazoa; Chordata; Chondrichthyes; Myliobatiformes; Myliobatidae
Product: deoxyribonuclease gamma-like
Exons: 8
Coding region: 130-1029 (299 amino acids)
Biological process (GO): DNA catabolic process
Cellular component (GO): nucleus
Molecular function (GO): deoxyribonuclease I activity; DNA binding
Source: RefSeq, a predicted model, not a curated record
GAAAGCAAAGAGAGGAAGGAAUUUGCUAGCCCCAACAGUGGCAUUAAAUAUAGGAGGUCUCGUCGCAGUAACACACUGCAUUCUGAAGGGAAUAGUUAACCAGUUGGUAUCUGUCCCCGAGAGGUGAAGAUGGUAAAGCAGCUCUUCAUAUGCGCUGCUCUCUUUCUUGCCAGUUUUCAUGGGGUUCAUUCUCUUAAAAUCUGUUCUUUUAACGUGAGGUCAUUCGGAAAAUCAAAGGCAGCCAAGGAAGGAAUUCUGGAUGUCCUUGUGAAGAUAAUAUCUCGUUGUGAUCUAUUGUUGAUGAUGGAAAUCAAGGAUAAAAGUAAGAAAUCUGUUCCCGCACUCAUGGAAAGAUUGAACAAUCAUGGCAACAGCAAUGAAUAUGAAGUUAUCAUGAGUAAACGUCUGGGGAUGAAAAGCUACAAAGAACAGUAUGCAUUUAUUUACAGGCCUAAACUAUUAACACUGAAAAAGAGCUAUCAAUAUCCAGAUUCCUCAACAGACAGUGGGGAUGUUUUUGCGAGAGAACCGUUUGUGGUAUGGUUUUCAUCACGCUAUACCUCUGUGAAAGAUUUUGUCAUUAUUCCUCUACACUCAAUGCCGACUUCCUCAGCCAGUGAAAUUGAUGCAUUGUACGAUGUUUACUUGGCGAUGAAGCAACGCUGGAGAACAAAGGACUUCAUAAUUAUGGGAGACUUCAAUGCAGACUGUGGCUAUGUCCCCAAGAAGGCAUGGAAAGAUAUCAGACUGCGAAAUGAUACCAAUUUUGUCUGGCUAAUUGGAGAUGAAAUUGAUACAACAGUAAAGGAAAACACAAACUGUGCAUAUGACAGGAUUGUACUUCGUGGUGGAAAGUUAUUAAAUGCAGUCGUUCCAAAUUCAGCCAAAGUAUUUAAUUUCAUGGAAGCUUACGGCAUGACUGAACAACAGGCUCUGAACGUGAGUGACCACUUUCCUGUGGAAGUCGAUCUGCAGAGGUCCUAUGGCUUUUCUAGCUGGUUGAAGUCUCGCAAAGGUCUGGAAGGGUAGAAAAUGACUCACAUAAUGGCUACUUCACCUCUCUGUGGAAUGAGAGCAUAUUGCUUCUAUUAUCAGUUUUAAGCUUCAUGGUAACUCAUUAUUUGCUUUAACUCUUAAGUUGCCAGCUCCAGAAUUUAUUAUAAGAAAUACAUGAAAUUUGUACAACUCAAAAGGGUCAUUCAGACCGAUUCCAGAGGAACCAUUUCCUUCCAAUCAACACACUUAUCAUCUCAAAGAUUGGGUAAGCAUUUGGCUCCUGUGUUUCUAACAUCACAGGUAAAGGUAAAGGCAUCCGUUAGUCUUGCGAGAGCAUGGAUCUGCGCCUGGAAAGUCUUCACUCUCCAGGGCGCAGGCCUGAACAAGGUUGCAUGGAAGACCAGCAGUUGCCCAUGCUGCAAGUCUCCCCCCUCCAUGACACCGAUGUUGUCCAAGGGAAGGGCAUUAGGACCCAUACAGCUUGGCACCAGUGUCGUCGCAGAGCAAUGUGUGAUUAAGUGCCUUGCUCAAGGACACAACACAUGUUGCCUCGACUGGGGCUUGAACUCAUGACCUUCAGGUCACUAGUCCAAUGCCUUAACCACUUGGCCACAUGCCCACACAUCACAACAGGGACAAUAUAUUUAAAGUGCUUUACUAACUGUAAGCUUCUUUUAUGAGGCCUUGGGGUGGGGAGGGGAAGGAUUGCAUCUUGAGGUCAAAAAAGAGGUUAUUUAAAUACAAGUUUUUUUCCCCCAAACAUUCCCUUAUUGCUCCAGAAACACAUCAGGGCCCAAUUUCAUCCAAAGUCUUGGAAAACUCCAGUUCCUUGACCUUUUUCACUAACUAUGCCCUAGCAUUAAGGUUUUGCAAGUUCUCAUUGAGAUCUUUAUUACUUCGUAGUUUCACUCCUUUUUAUAUAACUCAUCUCUCUGUGAUAAUAUGUGCCAACAAUGAAUUCUCAGAGCUCCAGAGUAUUACACGUCCUCUGACUCCAUACACAGGCUGACGCUAUCUUCCAGUUACUGCAGCCUCAAUUCUAAUGGAGAAAAAUUCAGGCAUUCAAAUGUAUUGGACUCUGCGGAGAGAACUGUAAGCCAUGUUAACCCUCUUACCUCAAUUGUAAGCCAACAAUUAACCACUAACCUAGAACAGAUGGGAAGCAAUACCAAGCCAGGGGAAAUCUGGACAAAGUGGAAGUUUUCUGCAACACUAUCUAAAAUGCUUAGGUUAGCACUGGAAAGUUCACAGAGCAGGAUGUUAAUUUCAACUAACACUGAAAGGAAAGUAUGGUUAACUGACAUGGCAUGGACCACGUUCAGUGACAGGAGAGGAAUUCUAUAUUAGGCAUAAUAUCAAAAAUUUUCCAUUUUAACUUCCUAUUUGUAAGUUAAUGCAAUAUGUCAUGUUUCAGAAAGAAAUUGCUAUUAAAACUGUAUAUAAUUAUGAUUGACCAUGAGCUAUUAAGAUCAAAAGAUUGUUGAUGGUUUGUCCAUGCAAAAUGUGAACAUACUGCACUAGCAGUGCUUUAACCUGAUGUACAUUAGGCACUUCCACUUUUGAAUGAGAUUCUGAAUAAAUCACAU